GCUCGCCUCUGUCCGCUGGAGGCUCCCGCCGAAGACACAGCGCACCCGUAUUUUCCGCUGUGGUGGGAGUGUGGCGGGUCCUUGCCUGCGGCGGGUGUGUGUAGCGAUCUCUCCCUUCGGCGCUGCAGCGCGCGCGGCCGCCAUGGCGCUGGUGCUGGAUCUCCUCAGGCGGGUGCUGGAGUACUUCGGCUGGCCGCCCGACCAGGCCAUAUUUUUGGAAGCUCACAUGUUCAGCAGCAGUAUCAUUCAUAGGAUCAGAAUAUGCCUGCCUACAGCAAUCUCAUCAACAAGGCAUUUCCAGCAGUUAUAUGCAGUCAUAAGGAAGUAUAAGGCUAAGGUCAUAUCUGUUUGUGAAAAAAAGAAAUAUGGAUCUACUCGAAGUGUUGUCCGUAGGCUUGGGACAAUUUUUUCUUUAGAGCCCCACCCAAGACCUUAUUUUCAACUUGUUCGAGACCCAAGUCCAUUGGGUAAUGAUGAACAAAGCACAGCUCUGCCUCCUGUAGCUCCAUCACUUGCUGAUGUCCUGUGCAUGGAAAAUAACGAGGGACAAGCAUUUACUAGACUUAGGACUGAAUUAUGGAAAAAAGAAAAAAGUACAGUGUAUCAUGACCUACAUCCAUCUAUAGAUUCAAUACAAAGUGUUAUAAAACACAGUACACAAAAAGACUGUCUUGUUGAUCAAGCAGCACUCCAGAAAAUUUCUGCACUUGAAGAUGAGCUAACCUUUCUUCGUGGUCAGAUUGCUGCAAUUGUUUCAGCGCAGACAUUGGGAAGCAUUCCAUCACAAGCCUUUAAAACAUUCAGCACAUCAGAUGGAUUUUACCCAGUGCCAGCCAUGACUUCUACGCCACUGUCCGUCUCUCACAAUCGCUUUGUAAUUCCCUCGCCUCCUCCACUUCCUUCUGGUGUACCAUCUGGUGUUGGUGCUGGUAAUUCGGGAAUUGAACUUAUAAAACAACGUCGUGCUGAAAGAAACAGUGGUUCAACUGCAGCUGGUAGUGCUGAUCACCAGAGGACAAAAAAUGUUCCUAGUAUGAUGGAUGUUUUGAAAGACCUAAACAAAGUUCAGUUGCGAGCUACUGAGAGGUCACCUGGAGGUACUCCUCUUUCUAAACCCAAAAAGGGGCAAAGUUCUGACUGGGAUCCAGUUGCUCUACUAACUCAUGCACUGAAGCAGAAAUUUGCACAUAAAAAUGAUGAUGAAGAUGAUUCCCUGGACAAAGAAAAUCAAUCUUUUGAUAGCUCCCCAUUUUCUAGUCCAGAGAUUCCACUGGUUGGACGUUGCAGUCUGAAGCCAAGUGGAAAAUCUAGCCUUACAAGAACUGAUGAAGUUAAGCAGGUACCAAUGUGGAAAGUGAGAGCUCAUAUUUAACUAAUGGAGACUUCUGAGGAAACUUCAUAAGUGUGUGUAAGUGGCGGGUCCACUUUGAAGCUGCUGUAAGGUGCUGUAAUGUGUUCUAGCACGUCUCCUAUGCUACUGAAGUUUGAAUAGGGUUUGUAAAAUUGCCUUUUCCUUCCCCUUAGUUUCCUAGCAGCCAAACUUGUGAAUGUGAUGCUUUUACGAGAAGCAUAGACCCCAAAAGAAGGCUUUUAUUGUCAUGGAGCAGUGUCUUUGAAACCUGGGAAAUGUAGGAAAGAAGUGUGUGUGAGAGAAAAAAUAGGUACUGGUGUAGCAGCUGAGGUGCGUGCUCCUUUUGCACUCCAGUGUAAAUAAUGAGGAAGUGUAAACUUUUUGUUCAUGUGUUAUGUAUAAUUCACUGUAUAUAAUGGUAGCUAAUGCUGUUUCAUUAGAAUGGUAUAGUUGCCUCAGUUUUCCUUGCAGUUUGGUGAUGCAACUCCAUAUUCCAUGUGCAAACAGUAUUCUAAUUUAUUUUGGGUGAGUAGAUGAACUUUUAUGGUUGUGAAACUUAGUGCGGUAAGUAAACUGCAGGUUGUCUGUUAAAUGUCUGUAAUAUGGGGGAGUUGUGUUCUGAGAUAAAGACCUUGUAGAGAGAUCUGCUAGCACAUAGUCUAAAUUUCAUAUGUAAAUAAACAUUAUCUCUCUCCUUGGCUUCUCCAUACUAAGUCUGUUUUGUUCACAAGAGUUCAUAAAAUAAAAUUUACUUUAUA
Athene cunicularia (burrowing owl) is the source of this 2109-nucleotide messenger RNA. RefSeq names its product mitochondrial fission regulator 2 (gene MTFR2). Gene Ontology annotation, cellular component: mitochondrion. The transcript is spliced from 8 exons. Gene Ontology annotation, biological process: mitochondrial fission; aerobic respiration. The record is from RefSeq and is a predicted model, not a curated record. The coding region runs from base 143 to 1372 and encodes 409 amino acids. NCBI's taxonomy places the organism in Eukaryota, Metazoa, Chordata, Aves, Strigiformes, Strigidae.